UCAAGAAGGGUAAAUCCCAAACACACUACCAUGGGUGGCGCGCGGCGCUGCGGCAAUCAUCGACAACGACGAGAUGUUGAUGCGACAAGACUUCCACAUGGAGCGUGCUUAGCGCGACGAAGACUCGCGCGAGAACGAGGCGACGCGUGGAACCUUGCGACAUGGAAGCGGUUUUCGAUCCGUGCACAGCAGCCAGCCCGUCCUGUGAAUCGUCAGGCGCCGUCGAUGGGCUCGGCAAGCCCACCGAGUUCUAACGUAGAAUCCAUGGAACCGUCCCCUCGACAGUCUUUGCCUGGUAAACCCUUGCAACGGUCUGCUGCGAGCCAAAGGCGCUUCCACGCCCAUGUGGCAACGAUUGAAGCGAGACACCGCCUGACCGACCCUGUACAGUCCCCCUCCGCACCUGUUGCUGUCGUGUCAGCGUCAUCCUCGGCGAACUAUCUCCAUGAAUGGUCAGACGGUUCCAAGCAUCGCUUGCCCGAGGACUUUCAGUACGAUAAUAUGGGUUGCGACACCCUGUGGAUCAAGUGGUUCCACGGAGCGCCCAAGCGGCGCAUUGGGCCGUAUCGACAUUUCACCGUGGACGAUGUAAAAGGAGCUCUUAAUUGCAAGUACAUGAUGCGGGCGCGACGUGUGAUGGCGGAGUUGACGAGCAUUGCCGUAGCCACCGGAUUGGCCGCUUCAGAGGACGCCAUCACCCAGCUCCGGCCGCCAGAAUGCCAGAACGUCUUCAACGCCGCCUUUGCCCACCUCGAAAUUCGCCAAGCGGUCGGCGAGUGCGCCAAGCCUGUGCGUCGAAGCAGCACUUGUAAAACGUUCAUUGCGCUGGAUCAGCGGGACCGCAUGACACGAACGUUCGAGUGGGCCGACGGCACUGCACUGCACAGUGUCCCAGAGCACUGGACUCUGCCAAACUGGUCCUGUCUCAACAUAUGGCUGGCCUGGUUCCUCGGAGACCCGCAAAGUGGCGUUCGCCCCUUUCGACAUCUAUACAUUUUACCGAACCAGCAGCAGCAGCUUCAUUUGACCCGACAAGUUAUGGCCAAACUGGUGCAGAUUGCCUUGGGCAUGCAGUUGGCGGCGUCGGAAGUCGACAUCAGCAAGCUGUCCAAGUGGAAUAUCCAAAGAGUGUACCUGGAAGCGUUCGACAUACUCACGCAACGGCAUGUGCCCCCCGCGGAAUGUAGUAACAUCAACGCCAAAAAGGUCAAGGUAUCGACAUUGCACGCGAUUUUGCAAGCCAACAAUGCAUUUUGCUCAAUAUAAUGCAUAGUUAGUUACCUUUGGCUGUGAAAGCAGCAAGAAAGGUUGCGUCUAACACUAUCACAACAAAAAUCCCUGUACACAAGCUGAUAUUGCC
Aphanomyces astaci is the source of this 1360-nucleotide messenger RNA. RefSeq lists its product as hypothetical. The transcript has a single exon. Lineage: Eukaryota; Oomycota; Saprolegniomycetes; Saprolegniales; Verrucalvaceae. The record is from RefSeq and is a predicted model, not a curated record. Bases 31 to 1266 code for a protein of 411 amino acids.